AUGGCGUCCUUCUUUGGCAGAUUCAAGGCGAGUUCGAGCGCUACCCCUUCGAACCCGACAGCCGGGAACGCGCCCACUAAAAGGGACCCGAAUGCACCGCAGCCGACUCCACUCGAGAAGUUGCUGGCAGACGCAGGACCGCUGCGAUCAGACGGCAGCGAUAAGUUCUUCGGGUUUGAGAAUGCUGCUUACACGACGCCCAGCUACUGCAACUCCAUAAUACAAUGCCUCUACUACUCCGCCCCGUUCCGGGAACAAGUCCUCAACUUCCCGGCGCGCUCACCACCAGAAGCCACCACCUCCGCCAACAAUGCCCUCUCUCCAACCAGGCCGAAAUCCGCGCUCUCGCCACUUUCAAGUCCUCUCCACCGACAGCCAAACAGGCCCAGCCUGGCGCCCGCACCUUCUGGGCCUCCAGGUACAAAGCCAGAAGACAACAAGGAGUCGCCGGAGUACAGGAAGAAGCUAGCGGUGGCCGCAGGGCCUGUAUUGAAUAUGGACUACGAGAAUUCGCAGAGCUACGGGAUGUCUGAGUCGCUGUUCACGGCAUUAAAAGACAUCUUCGAGGCCGUCAUUGCGCACCAGUCACGGAUAGGCGUUGUGAGCCCGCAUAAGUUCCUUGAGAUAUUACGGCGGCAGAACGAGAUGUUCCGGAGCGCCAUGCACCAGGACGCGCACGAGUUUCUGAAUCUGCUGCUGAAUGAGGUGCUAGAGGACGUGGAGCGGUUUUCCAAGAGCAAGUCGUCGUCUGAUGUCUCCGAACAGAAUGUUGACGGCGAGUCUGGUCUGGUAAACGCCAUCUCCUCGGCGGUGUCCGCUGCUGUCCCGGGCCUAUUCACCCCGUCCAAACCGCAGCCCAACAAUUCCCACUGGGUACACGAGCUCUUCGAAGGCACGCUCACCUCCGAAACGCGCUGCCUCACGUGCGAGAACACCUCUCAGCGCGACGAAGCCUUCCUCGAUCUCUCCGUGGACCUAGAACAACACUCCUCCGUGACCUCCUGCCUGCGCAAAUUCUCCGAAGAAGAGAUGCUCUGCGAGCGCAACAAAUUCCACUGCGACAACUGCGGUGGUCUGCAAGAAGCCGAGAAGCGGAUGAAGAUCAAACGUCUGCCCCGCAUUCUCGCGCUCCACCUCAAGCGCUUCAAGUACACCGAAGAUCUGCAAAGACUGCAGAAACUCUUCCACCGCGUCAACUACCCGUACCACCUGCGUCUCUUCAACACGACCGACGACGCCGAGGACCCGGAUCGCCUGUACGAGCUGUACGCGGUGGUGGUGCAUAUUGGCGGGGGGCCGUACCACGGCCACUACAUCUCCAUCAUCAAGACGCAGGACCGGGGCUGGCUGAUGUUCGACGACGAACUUGUCGAGCCGGUCGACAAAACCUACGUGCGGAAUUUCUUUGGUGGCGAGGGCGCCAUGGCGUGCGCGUACGUGCUGUUCUACCAGGAAACGACGAUGGAGGAGAUGCUAAGGGAGCAGGAGGCUGAGGGCGCGGCGGCGGCGGCGAAGGCGGAAGAGGGUGUGGGUGAGGGUUUGCAUGCCAAGGCCAAUGGAUUCGUGCCGAACGGCGUGCCUUACACGCCUGCCACGCCGAUGGUCGAGGAGUCGGACAUGUUCGCUAGCUUGGACCAUGCGGCGACGGCUCCUGUGCCGCCGAUGAGCCCGGACCCUAACGCGGCGAUCGUGCAGGAACAACAGCAUCCGCUGGAGAAUGUAGCGUCGAGCCCAGGGUCUGCGGCGCUGGGGUUCCUCGAGAAGAGAAAGGCAAAAGCCGUGGCGGAGAAAGAGCGGAAAGCGGCAGAAAAAGAACUGGAGCGGCAAGCGGCGCAGAAGCGGAAGGAGAUGGAAAUCAAGCGCCGCGAUAACUAUAAGAAGCAGGAGGAGGAUCUCAAGGCUGCAAUCGCAGCGUCGAAAGCCUCGCAAGUCGAAGACUUGAGGCGCUCUGGCACUUCGACGGCGCUAAACGAUGAUGUGGGAGCAGCUGAUGCGCCGAAGGAGAACGGCAGCGGUGGCAUCAUGAGCGGCGGCCUCAACCGGUUCAGGCAUACGAGCAUGAGUUUGAGACACAAGCCGAAACUGUGGCUGCAGAAGGAGAAGGAGGGCCAGAGUCCGCAGACGCCGGGAGAGGGGGAGAGCAGUCAAGGAUUGAUAGCAGGGGCGUCGCCGGAUAAGAAGGAGGAGAAGGAGAAGAAGAACAGGUUCAGUCUUGGUAAGAAGAAAAGUGGUUUCUUGACGUAA
Molecule: messenger RNA, 2244 nt
Organism: Coniosporium apollinis CBS 100218
Lineage: Eukaryota; Fungi; Ascomycota; Dothideomycetes
Exons: 4
Coding region: 1-2244 (747 amino acids)
Biological process (GO): protein deubiquitination
Cellular component (GO): nucleus; cytosol
Molecular function (GO): cysteine-type endopeptidase activity; cysteine-type deubiquitinase activity
Source: RefSeq, a predicted model, not a curated record